Molecule: messenger RNA, 3478 nt
Organism: Harmonia axyridis
Lineage: Eukaryota; Metazoa; Arthropoda; Insecta; Coleoptera; Coccinellidae
Gene: fray
Product: serine/threonine-protein kinase OSR1
Exons: 11
Coding region: 91-1854 (587 amino acids)
Biological process (GO): protein phosphorylation
Molecular function (GO): protein serine/threonine kinase activity; ATP binding
Source: RefSeq, a predicted model, not a curated record
UUUCCUCGUCUCUAAAAUGACAGUUUCAUCAAAUAAUCACUCCUCUUGAUUUUUUUCGGAACCUUGGAGAUAUUUUUUAAAUUCCUCAAAAUGCUUCCAUUUGAGGAAAAUAGAAAUGAUAGAGCUAAAGAAUUCGGUGGUAUCAGACGACGAAGAACUGGAGUAUAUAAGAUGGAAGACUUAGGAAAAUCACCAUCUGGACCUUCAGAUUCAUUGAAAUUCGAACAAAAGUUCCUGAAUUUUCCCUCAAUAGGCAAGAGAAAAAUAUCUGAGGAUGUUUUACCACCUGGUAUACAAGGAUCGUUCAGGCAAAAAUCGGAGAAAAACACAUAUGAUUCUACUUUAACACUCAGUGGAUAUGCCAAAGUUAUGACGCAGUCAAUCGGUAAUAUAGGGAAUAUAUUGUCAAAAAAGAUGGCUGCUACGUCCUCGCAACCGUCAAUUCCUUGGCCAAAUACAAAGGAUGAUUAUGAACUAGGAAAAGUAAUAGGUGUUGGGGCUACAGCAGUAGUACAUGGUGCUUUUUGUAAAUCAAGAGGGGAAAAAUGUGCUAUCAAGAGAAUAAACUUGGAAAAAUGGAACACCUCUAUGGACGAACUUCUAAAAGAAAUUCAAGCCAUGUCAAGCUGCAACCAUGAAAAUGUUGUAACUUAUUAUACAAGUUUUGUGGUUAGAGAAGAAUUAUGGCUUGUAUUGCGAUUGCUUGAAGGUGGAAGUUUACUUGAUAUCAUAAAGCAUAAAAUGCGGGCUAGUAAUUGUAAACAUGGUGUGUUUGAUGAAGCUACUAUUGCCACUGUAUUGAGGGAAGUUCUUAAAGGAUUGGAAUAUUUUCAUAGCAAUGGUCAAAUUCAUAGGGAUAUAAAGGCUGGAAAUAUUUUACUUGGAGAAGAAGGUACUGUUCAAAUUGCUGAUUUUGGAGUUUCUGCUUGGCUAGCUACAGGCAGGGAUUUAUCUAGACAGAAAGUGAGGCAUACUUUUGUUGGAACACCAUGUUGGAUGGCACCUGAAGUAAUGGAGCAGGAUCAUGGGUAUGAUUUUAAAGCAGAUAUUUGGUCAUUCGGUAUUACUGCAAUUGAAAUGGCUACAGGAACAGCGCCUUAUCACAAGUAUCCUCCGAUGAAAGUGCUAAUGUUAACAUUACAGAAUGAUCCCCCAAAUCUAGAUACAGGAGCAGAGGAUAAAGAUUGCUACAAGGCAUAUGGUAAGACUUUUAGGAAAAUGAUAACUGAUUGUUUACAAAAAGAACCUGCUAAAAGACCAACAGCUUCUGAAUUAGUGAAACAUCCAUUUUUCAAAAAGGCCAAGGACAAACGGUAUUUGCAACAGACUCUAGUCGCAAUCGGCCCCAGCCUUGAAACAAGAGUACAGAAGGCUUCAAAAAGACAACCAGGAGCUUCAGGGCGCCUACAUCGGAAAGAAACUGGGGAAUGGGUUUGGUCUAGUGAAGAUGAAGGAGAUGAUGGAGGUUCUAGUGAAAGCGAUACAGAUUCUAAACCAAUGAACACUUUGGCUUCCAUUGGAUCCUCAGGAUCCGAUCAUGAAGGUAGUGAAGGAGAUUCCCCACCUGUUAAUCUGGUCCUGAGAAUGAGGAAUAACAAAAGGGAACUGAAUGAUAUACGUUUUGAAUUCACUGUUGGCAAAGAUACAGCUGAGGGGAUUGCGACUGAGCUUGUUGGUGCUGGUUUGGUAGACCCUAGGGACAUCGUGAGCAUAACAGAAAAUCUACACAAACUUAUCGAUAAUAGAGACGCGUUGAAAGUUGUAACAUUUCCAUUGCCAUCUUCUCAGAGUUCCUGUGAGCAGCCGGAUCACAAAUCUUUAAUAGGAUAUGCGCAGAUUUCAAUUACUGAUUGAUAAGAACUGUCUGACGUUUCUUCUUUGUCGACAUACGCUGAAAUUAGUCUGUUUGCAAUGACCUGUUAAGGUCUCGUUCAUUGAUUUAGACAUCAUCUGAUCCUCUUUCAUUCCUUAUCAGAAAUAUAUAGAGGAUAGACUGAAAAAAAAUGCGGUUUUUGUUCCUGUUUCGUCGUAAUUCCUCACAAAAUUCGUCGAAAAUAAUCAGUUUGAAAUUUGGGUAUAUUUUAUCCUGUCAACAAAGAAAGGACAAAACAUAUCAUAUGUUUAUUUCCUCUGCUAAUAAUUAAUUUCAGUAAAGAUCGGAAAUAAUUUGUGUAUUGAAGCUUAUCAAUUCUAUUGGAAGGUGAUGUCACCGCAGUGAUGGAUUUACAUUAGGAGAAAAGUUGUUCCUUAUAUCUAUUAUGCGAUAAGUUCUUGUUAUGCUCUGUAUAUUGGAAAUCUACUGAUCAGUGUAAAUUAAUGUAGAUAUUAUUUUAGAACAUUGUUACUUCUGCUUUGAUUGUUGUUUUGAGUGCAUUUCUAUAUAUUUUGAUUAUAAUUUAUGAUUAUAAUUGCAGAGAAAUAAGUAUUUUAUAUAUAUUUUUGUGUUACUUCAUUUUAUAUUGAAAGAAAAAUUAUAAUAUGGAAAUUAUAGCAAAUAAAAUAAUGUACUCAGUGGAUAUUUCACAAAAAUGCAUUAGUACAAAAUGCUUGUACUUAAUAUACUUGUGGUAUCUUUUUAUGCUUUCUUCUACCUUGAGAAGGGCCUGAGAAAAAGGUUAGUAAAGUACUUUUUUCAAAAUUCUAUCAUUAACUUCCAUUCAAAAAUAGGGUAUCUGUAGAUAUAAAAAAUUCAGAGAGGUCAAUUUUUAUUUUGAACAAAGAAGUUUUUCAUUCUAUAACUUCAACUCUCAGGCAAAAGUUGAACUGAGAAUAUAGAUUCAAUCAUAUUCUUUCAAAAUAAAACUAAUCUACUUUAUUCAUUAUAUCUCCAGUAUUAUCAUUCAUUUAAUUUUUUCUUGACUUCGUGUACAUUCACCUUCAUGUUGCUCAAAUUGUGCCUUCUUUUAUCUUUUAAUUUUGUGGCCUAUUUUAUUUUUAUUGAAAAUAUGUGAGAGUUGCUGUUUGUUGUUUGUGAUCAUUAGAUUUCAUAUUGAGAAAUGUACUUAAUGAUCCUUUAAAAUACAUACAUCCCUGAAUAAUAAGUAUUUUAUUGAUUUAUUUCAUUCACUAAUACUACAUUUAUGGUAGACUGGCUGAUUUGAAGAUAUCGAUCACAAAUUCAAAUUUUGAAAGGUUGAUGUUAAAGAUAUAGUCAUCAGUUCAGAGCGUAUUUUAUAAUGUACUAGUGCAUUAAAAUGUGUUUUUAACUGGAAAGGAUUAGUACUACCUAUUUAGAUUAAUACCGUUCAAUUUCCAGACUAUUGAAAUUUAAAAUACUAUUUUUUAUGUGAAUAAUAUUAUAUUGCCAAUGUUUCGAAAUGAAUUAAUGUACAUCAGUAAUUAUCAAUUUAAUAUAUAUAUAUGUAUAACUAUUGAAUAGACUUUAAUGGCAAAAAUUAAUAUAUUUGUACAAGGGAAAGGUGAUAUUUGUACAUAAAUAUUUAUUCAAAUUAAGGUAUGAAUAAAACAUACAAAUGAA